AGGGGAUUCGCGGUGGUUUAUUUGUAUUGUUUAGUUAUCAAGCGUCCAGCGUAGUCGAAAGCGUACUAUCUCGGCCGCAUUCCUCGUAUCGACCGUUGCCGUUCAUUCGCUCCGCUCGCAGUUUGAAUUUGGCGCGCGAACAGAAGCCGUCUCCCGCGCCAUUGACUUGACAGCCACAGUCGGACUCGCCCAGCGGACCGCCGCCUGUGCGAUGCCCAGAACUUUUAGUUUUAUUUUGUUUUUAUUUAAUUCAGUGGUUCUACCGGACUGGUUUUUAUUAAACACGAAGAGACUUUAAGUGUAGUUUAAGUGAACAAACAGUGAUCUAAUGGAAUAAACAGUGAUUGAUAGUAACGGACGCUGCCCCCACGCCGCAUCGUAAGUUUAUAGUACUUACGGCGUACUACGAUAUUUAUGAUGUUCGAAGAGAGAAAAGUUAAUAUCGAGGGUGUACCCUUGAACUCAGCGACAGCAGGUGCGGCAAACAUAUUUCUGAAUUCUGGUAACAAUACUAAAGCGAAAUCCGAUGGCACUGUCAUUCAUCUCAACACAGAAAAACCUACGGAGGUCGGCGUACAUAUAAACACGACACUGUCGAUAGCGUCUUCUAAGAAAAUAAAGCUGUUAUUCAUACUGAACUUUUUGUUGAGUGUACUUUGUAUGGUGAUAAGUAGUUCCAUAGCAUUUUACUACUGGAAUGAGAUGAUUUCAAUGCGAAGACAACUGGAGACUAUGAGAGAUCAGUUCGUAUAUCAAAGUGUGAAGGAUGGACAUCAAGAUAGUAUCCAGCAGAGUGCAUUAACCUCCGUGAGGUCUUAUAAGCCUGAAAGAGAGCCCCGGAUGGACCCUAGUGUUGAUGAAUCUAAACCUAGAAGAUAUUAUGUCGAAGACUUGGGUGAAGAUAUGUUAUUAGUAGACUCAAGCAAGAAGGCAGAGAAAACAGACAAGACUGAUGGUGAUGUGCCUGUGUCAGGCUUACCAAUAUUCCAAAAAGAACUUCUAGUCGCUCAAUUUAAUGGUGCUAUGAGUGAAACCCACUUGGGAUCAAAAUCAAUAAUUGGUCCAUGGGAGCGUGACGUGAACGUCUCGUCCAAAGGCAGCGAGUCCAAGAUAGAGCUGCAUUCGGACAAGGACUACGUCACGAUCAAAGAGAGUGGGCUUUAUUUAGUCUAUGCUCAAAUAGUAUACUUAUCCCGAGCCCCGAACUGCUACUUCCUCUGGGCGCGGCAGUCCUCCCAUCCCCGCCUGCUGUCGACCUGCGCUACAGGCGACAACACCUCGAACAAAAACCCCAAGCAGGCCCAGAUGUCCUGCUCCGUACAAACGGUAGCCAGGUUCAACACAGGCGACACCGUGAACCUGGCCCAGAGGGAACCCAACCAGAUACUGUGGCUGAGACCCGGGAACUCGUACUUUGGGUUCGUGAAACUUAGUUCCUAAAAUAUGGCUGUGAAUGUGAUAGUUUUUG
This is a messenger RNA of Cydia amplana, 1468 nucleotides long. RefSeq lists its product as uncharacterized. The coding region runs from base 415 to 1440 and encodes 341 amino acids. The record is from RefSeq and is a predicted model, not a curated record. The transcript is spliced from 6 exons. Gene Ontology annotation, biological process: immune response. Gene Ontology annotation, cellular component: membrane. Gene Ontology annotation, molecular function: receptor ligand activity; tumor necrosis factor receptor binding. Lineage: Eukaryota; Metazoa; Arthropoda; Insecta; Lepidoptera; Tortricidae.